GCCGGGGCCCAUGUGGGGAGGAGUCGGAGUCGCUGUUGCCGCCGCCGCCGCCUGUAGCUGCCGGAGCCGGGUGGGAGUGAGGGGGACACGGCAGGAUGAAGUUCGCCGAGCACCUCUCCGCGCACAUCACUCCCGAGUGGAGGAAGCAGUACAUCCAGUAUGAGGCAUUCAAGGAUAUGCUGUAUUCAGCUCAGGACCAGGCACCUUCUGUUGAAGUUACAGAUGAGGAUACAGUUAAGAGAUAUUUUGCCAAGUUUGAAGAAAAGUUUUUCCAAACCUGUGAAAAAGAACUUGCCAAAAUCAACACAUUUUAUUCAGAGAAGCUGGCAGAGGCUCAGCGGAGGUUUGCUACACUUCAGAAUGAGCUUCAGUCAUCACUGGAUGUUCAGAAAGAAAGCACUGGUGUCACAACAUUGCGACAACGCAGAAAGCCAGUGUUCCACCUGUCCCACGAGGAGCGUGUCCAACAUAGGAAUAUUAAAGACCUUAAACUGGCCUUCAGCGAGUUCUACCUCAGUCUCAUCCUGCUGCAGAACUAUCAGAAUCUGAAUUUUACAGGGUUUAGAAAAAUCCUUAAAAAGCAUGACAAGAUCCUGGAAACAUCUCGUGGAGCAGAUUGGCGAGUGGCUCACGUGGAGGUGGCCCCAUUUUAUAUAUGCAAGAAAAUCAACCAGCUCAUUUCUGAGACUGAGGCUGUGGUCACCAAUGAACUUGAAGAUGGUGACAGACAAAAGGCUAUGAAGAGAUUACGGGUCCCUCCAUUGGGAGCUGCUCAGCCUGCACCAGCAUGGACUACUUUUAGAGUUGGCCUAUUUUGUGGAAUAUUCAUUGUACUGAAUAUUACCCUUGUGUUUGCAGCUGUAUUUAAACUUGAAACAGAUAGAACUGUAUGGCCCUUGAUAAGAAUCUAUCGGGGUGGCUUUCUUCUGAUUGAAUUCCUUUUUCUACUGGGCAUCAACACAUAUGGUUGGAGACAAGCUGGAGUAAAUCAUGUCCUCAUCUUUGAACUUAAUCCAAGAAGCAAUUUGUCUCAUCAGCAUCUCUUUGAGAUUGCUGGAUUCCUGGGGAUAUUGUGGUGCCUGAGCCUCCUGGCCUGCUUCUUUGCUCCAAUUGGUGUCGUCCCUAUCUAUGUGUAUCCACUUGCCCUUUAUGGGUUUAUGGUCUUCUUUCUUAUCAACCCCACCAAAACUUUCUACUAUAAAUCCAGAUUUUGGCUGCUUAAACUUUUGUUUCGAGUAUUUACUGCUCCCUUCCAUAAGGUAGGCUUUGCUGAUUUCUGGCUGGCCGAUCAGCUGAACAGCCUGUCAGUGAUUCUCAUGGACCUGGAAUAUAUGAUCUGCUUCUACAGUUUUGAGCUUAAAUGGGAUGAGAGUAAGGGCCUGUUGCCAAGCGAUCCGCAAGAACCAGAAUUUUGCCACAGAUAUACAUAUGGUGUGCGAGCUAUUGUUCAGUGCAUUCCUGCUUGGCUUCGCUUCAUCCAGUGCCUGCGCCGGUACCGUGAUACAAGAAGAGCCUUCCCUCAUCUAGUAAACGCUGGCAAAUACUCCACAACUUUCUUCACCGUGACAUUUGCAGCCCUUUACAGCACUCACAAAGAACGAGGUCACUCUGACACCAUGGUGUUCUUUUACCUGUGGGUCGUCUUUUGUAUCAUCAGUUCCUGCUAUACCCUCAUCUGGGAUCUCAAGAUGGACUGGGGUCUUUUUGAUAAGAAUGCAGGAGAAAACACUUUCCUCCGGGAAGAAAUUGUAUACCCUCAAAAAGCCUACUACUACUGUGCCAUCAUAGAAGAUGUGAUACUGCGCUUCGCUUGGACUAUCCAAAUCUCUAAUACUGCUACCACUUCUAAGCCUCAUGUUGGGGACAUCAUUGCUACUGUCUUAGCCCCCCUCGAGGUUUUCCGGCGAUUUGUGUGGAACUUCUUCCGCCUGGAGAACGAACAUCUAAAUAACUGUGGUGAAUUCCGAGCUGUCCGGGACAUCUCUGUGGCCCCCCUUAAUGCGGAUGACCAGACACUACUUGAGCAGAUGAUGGACCAGGAGGAUGGGGUGCGAAACCGCCAGAAGAACCGGUCGUGGAAGUACAACCAGAGCAUAUCCCUGCGCCGGCCUCGCCUGGCUUCCCAAUCCAAGGCUCGAGACACUAAGGUGUUGAUAGAAGACACAGAUGACGAAGCUAACACUUGAAUUCACUGAAGUCUAGAGUAACACCCUGGGUUUCCUACUCUACAAUUCUUCCCUCGACCAACUCAACCUCCAGCACCUUUUUCCAGCUGAGAACAGGAGAAAACAGAACGCGUUCCGGGCUCUUCAGAUCGGGUCCUAUGGACUCCGAGCAAGCUCACUGUGUUUCUUUUCUUUUCUUCUGGUUUAAUCUUCAUUUUCUAUUUUUAAAACAAAUACUUCAUUUUGCCAAUCAGAAGAUGUUUUAAGGAACAAAAACCUAAUAUCUUACAGACUGUUUACAAUCACAAAGAUGCAGACGCCCAUCAAUCAGGAUGGAGAACAGGCAUUGGAGGGAACCUCUGGUGCACAGCAUGAGAUAGCUCAGCUUCUGGGCCGGUUUUGACUGUUUGAAACCGGACACCGGUUUUUAAAUUUUCUGUCAGUUUCUAUGGAGAGUUUUUCCCUUCCUCCAUAGCCAGCGCUGAGGCACUGGCAGCACUUGCAGGGAAAGUGCAGCUUGGAGCAGCGCCCUCCCCUACAAAGCUACUUUUAAUUUGAUGUGACUUUUCUCAUGGGGAGGGCUUCGGGUGGGUGGGGAAUAUGAUGUAUUCGUUACGUACAGUUUCUCGUUAUUUAUGAAACUUAACCAUAAAUGAAUGCUACUCCUCUGAAGAGAGGCAGGAGAAACUAAAGGCUGGCUGGCAUUGCUGAGGGUCAAGCCCACAUAGCUCUUUGCGGAAACAACUUGUAUCAGUUUGAUUUUUUUUCCCUCAUUUGUUUUAACUUUAAGCCAAAGUUUUAUUGCUAAAUUUUAAGCUGCUGCUCUAGAGUCCCAAGCACCACUGUCAUGACCAGGCAUCCCUCUUGUGUCCCAGUAGUGGACAUUCAGAGAAGAGGUUCUGGCAGGUGUUUCUUUAGGAGCAGGUGCAGGAUACAGUCACCCAUACCAGUCACAGCAAUGAAGUUUUGCCAUGAGCUUCUGCAUGUAGGAGAAUUGUAAUCUUUACUGACCAAAUGGAAAGACAGGUCUAUUUCAGACUCCUCACACCUUCAUUAGACAUCUCCCCUUCAGGCCUCGUCUACUUCAGCCAGAAUUUGAUCAAAUUACAAGUCUUUUUUGGAGACUGUAUUUUUGAGCAUCUAGAACAAAUCCUCCCUCCUUUAUACCGCAUUGACAGAAAAGGUCUUGGUGGCCAUUUUAAGCCCAGAUGUAUUAAAAAGUGAUGUUGAAUUUUAUGACACACACUCACCCGUGACCUGCUUUUAAAUUUGGGGACUCUAAACCUGGUUAUACUUUUAAAAUUAUAUUUCUUAGAAAAUUCAGGGUAUAAUACCCACUUUACUUCUUUAUGUCACCCCUUUCUUCAUAAAUUCUCUAGAGAAGCCUGAAAACACACAACAUUUGACUUCUUGAAAAUGGUUAGUUUCAGAUUUGGUAUUUGUCAGCACUGGGAAUACAGAUCGUUGGUAAUAGUGACUGCCCAGCAUUCUUGAGACCCUUUAUUUUUUCUCCAGUACACGUCGGGGUGGAGAAACAGCCAUUAUUCAGUAAAAUUAAUAUAAAUACCAGGAAAAGGUAAAUGGCCCACCCCCCAGAUCCAGAUGGAAGUCCCACGUAGGAGGGUCACGAACGCUCACUCAUGUGCGCUCCUUUCAGACUGACUUUAGAGAAGCCAGUGGGUAGGAAAACAGCAUUAACACUUACUUGUUUUAAAACUUGGCUACAGCCCCUUAACUCUCGCUGUGUCGUUAGCUCCUCCUGUCUGUGUAUCAAACCUUUACUCAUAAAGUUACCACACUGCUCGAAUCCUACUGAUUCGCUCAUCAGCUUCAUUUAUAAAGUUUCUUCCAUUUUUUUGACAAAGUUCCAUUUUUUUCUCCUUUCUGAAUUGAGAUUUUUUAACAACCCUCCCCCGCCAAGAGCUCACUGAAUGUUGUAGGUUCUGUUGCUUUUUGUGUUUUGCCAAGCAUGUCCCUUGCCCCAAAACUAAAGAGCAAACGUUUAUUUAAAAUAAAAACAAAACUAUAAAUAAAUUGUAUACUUUAUAAUAAUCAGUGGUACUGAUUUAGAGACCCAUGGUAGAUUAAAGGUUGCAUUAUUUCUAUUUAGAAUUUUUUUUUUCCUUACUCUUCUGGGGUUUUGUACUUUAAAGCUGGGGAUAGAUUUCACUGGUUUCUGAGGUAACUGAGGUAAUGAUUAGGAAUAUAUAGGAAAGUUCAGUGACCAGUCGUUUCUUGUACAAAUAAAAUCAGGGGUACUGUGUACCCAGAGCCCUGUGCGUUGUCACCUUCUUUCUCUGGUAGUGAGCCUGUAUGGCGGCACACACAGACUCACAGUUGACUUCCCGUAGUCUGACUCUUUGAUGCCAGUUUGGUCUUUCUCUGCCUGCCAGGAUUCUAGGCCCUAACCAGUAUUAUUUCUUUCAUAAAUGAUAAGUGAUAGAGUAUAUUUCUUUUCUGAUAUCUGUCCUGUUGACUACUCAGAAGUAAGGCUUUCCUGCUGCACAGCUUACCAUGGCAGAUGCCCCAAUAUGUGUGAAUUCAGAGAGUCCCAUUGCAUCUCCUCCUAGCUCUGAAGAGAUUACUCCAUCAAAAGACUAUAGGAAACAACGUAUGUAAUCAUUGUUUUCCUUUGAAAAAAAAAAAGCAAUGUGAGUUUUUCUUUCCUCAGUUUCAUGUGCCCUAGACACUGUGAGCAGUGUCCUGCCGAUGUGCUCUUGGACAAUCCUGUACCCUGAAACUCUUGAUGCAACAUGCCAGUGUCAUGUUACACACUAACCAGAGGUAACACCUAACUGGUUGUAGCCUCAGAACUCUUCAUUUUAGUUUUAUUUGAAAAGGACCCCAUUUUUAAUAGCGCUUGAAAUACCCCUAAAAGAAAUGAAAAAGAGACUAAAGUCCACUUUUCAUUUUAUACUCAAUGUAGAAAGCAGUGCAGUGCAAAGAGAUGCUACCAGUUUGUUGCUCACAAAUUAGCCUAUACCUGAAGCUGCCGUGACAGCUGAGGAUGUCCUCCCAUUCCAAGGCAGCUGCGUGAUCAGAGAUGAAGUCGGUCCCAUAGUUGGGUGUAAUGACCAUGUGCAGACUUCUUGUCUCCAGGCCCCUGUCUGUUAGACUUCUUAAUAAACUAUUUAGCUUUAGAUUCAGGAGACACAGCGUGAAGGAUGCCAGUAGCUCAGCAAGAGCCCAGAUGAGGUCUCAGAGGAGGCCCUGCUUCCUGGAGGCCGUGACUCCCUCCACCGUUCUAAAUGAGAUCUCUUAGCUGAAUAUUAGAAGUUGCUUGUUAAUGGGUGAUGUCUUUCCAGCAUGUUUCCCUGGUUUCUGAACAGGGGACCUAAGGCAAGGCAAGAGUGGAACUGAGGCACAGAGAAGCACAUUGACAGGGAGUCAGUAAUAGAAGAAUUUCAUAGAUGACAGAGAGGACCGUGCCCCGUAGGCAGGAACAGGGCACUUGGUAAAUCAUGUGACUCGGGGUUGUGUCUUCUUGUUCUUCUAUGCCUCCACUUCCUGUCACUUGCAUUAUUUAAGAAUAGUUCUUUACUCCCAAAUUCAAUUUUCCAAGCAGUAACUACAGAGAUUUCUUAUUCUAAGGGAAAGGAUUUAGAAAUAACACUAUCUGUGACAUUAUUAUAUCAAAACCCUGAGAUUCUCUAGUGAUUACACUAUUUCAUAAAUAUGUUUUAGGUUGUUGUUUUUUACUAGUUUAAUAAAAUGUGCCUCCCUCUCAAUAGGAACUUUUUACUGUAAACAGUAUGCUUUGGUAUCUAAAAUUAAGGUAACUUCUUAGAAUAAGCAUUGAUCGUGUUGAAUCUUGAACACCCUCUGCUACAGGAACCAUACUUUUCUCUAUUCUAAUGAGCCAGUGUCAUUACUGACCAAGGGAAAAUAGAAAUUUGAGUUGCAUUUUGAAAAUGGUAAUCUGUUUUCUAAUUGUUUUUUGGUGGUCAUUCACUUAAACGUGAAUUUCUACAUUUCAACUAUCAGUCAUGAUACAGAAUGUUAAAGCUCCUAGCCUGCCUAUUUCAAAUUUAUACAAUGCCAGAACACAUGGUCGUGCGGGAUAGAGUUGAUUAUAUUGUAGCCUCAGUUUGUGGUAUUCAGUGUUAGGAGUCAGUCCCCUAGCCAGCGUUAACCACACUCUACUCAAUGACUAUUUUUUAAAAAGCAAAAACAUGUCAUUAGACCUGCAAGAGCUGAAGUUAGAGAGUACAAAGUCUGCCUGAUGGAGAAGAGGCGCUGAUGGGCGUGGCCCCGAUGCCUUUCUUACAAUGAACUUUCAAAACUGAUAACGAGUUGCCUGCCCCCUAGAAACAACCUUCAGAAUAUAUUUUCUUAUCAUGGACGAGGAAGUGAGGGGGACAAGAUGUGUUUCCCCUGAAGUGGGGAGAACCAUAUCAAUUUACAACUGAAUAUGUUUUCUUGUAGCAAACCUUCGGUUUAUUUUAUUAAACCAAUGCCAGCUUCAGUUUUUUAUACGGUGCCAUCCACCUACGGAGGACAAUCAAAUGACCUAUUGUUUGCCUUGGAGUCAAUGUCUGUUGAUUGAGUCUCAUCUUGUGUACCUUUGAACUUAAUUUCCACUUGACUCCUGUUCAUCUGAACUACCACCAGGCAGAAGGCAGCCAGCAGCACUGCUGGACAGAUGUGAACGCGUGAGAAAGGGCAGGGUCCCGCCUCACUGUCUCUCCAACGCUCUCUCUAAAGUUGUUGCCUGCACUUCUCCUGGUGCCCCUGGCAACAUUAGUUGUGUUGUGUCCUAUGCUGUGGACAGGGAGAAGGACUGCUUGUGACCUUAUUAUUGUUUUGAACUGUUAAGAUAAAAUUGUAAACCACUCCUAUUUCAGUUGCAAAAAAACCAAAACCCUUGAAGCUUUCUUACAUUGUGAAGAUUCAUUAUGUGGGAUUUCUGGGUUCGCACAAAAGCUUGUAUCAAUGAAGAGUAUUUAGGAGGGAAAUAGGGUGAAACUUGUUACUUUUGUUUUCAAACCCUCUCCCUCUGCUGUACACACACACACACACACACACACAAACCCUCACCCUCUCCACGCCGUGUUGGUCAAAUGAUGCUGUCCAGUGACUCCCUGACCUAUAGUUGUCAAGAAUAACUAUGAUCGUGAUUAGUCCUCUGUGGGUGACUCUUGCCCCGUUUGCACCCUUACUUUCUUUCCUACUCUCCACUCUGGUAAACGGAAAAGGUGACGUCAAAGAAUCAAUGCUUGCUUGGACUCAUGUCGUAUUUGUGACUAUGCUAUUAGCUGUCUCCUUUUUCCUUCUUAUAUGGGUAGAAUUCUUAUGACGUGGAGUUUCCUUCUGGAUAAGUAGGUUAAAUGCACAAUGUGGUACUGUUCUAUAGAUUCUAGAUGGUGUAAAAAGCAAAAACUUAAUGUGCUUAUGUGUUUUUAAAAGAAAAUAAGUGAUUGGUUACAAAACUCUGGCCUUUUUCAUUAUUACAAGCUCUGUUUUCCAACAGUG
Messenger RNA from Grammomys surdaster, 7637 nucleotides. RefSeq names its product xenotropic and polytropic retrovirus receptor 1 (gene Xpr1). The transcript is spliced from 15 exons. Bases 96 to 2186 code for a protein of 696 amino acids. Gene Ontology annotation, molecular function: inositol hexakisphosphate binding. Gene Ontology annotation, cellular component: plasma membrane; cytoplasm; Golgi apparatus. Gene Ontology annotation, biological process: cellular response to phosphate starvation; phosphate ion transport. The record is from RefSeq and is a predicted model, not a curated record. NCBI's taxonomy places the organism in Eukaryota, Metazoa, Chordata, Mammalia, Rodentia, Muridae.